This is a messenger RNA of Lecanosticta acicola, 1387 nucleotides long. NCBI's taxonomy places the organism in Eukaryota, Fungi, Ascomycota, Dothideomycetes, Mycosphaerellales, Mycosphaerellaceae. The record is from the annotation of a GenBank genome assembly.
AUGCGUCACCAACUGCACCAUCGUCCCGAAAUCGACGACAUCCGCGUCGCCUACGACAGCGAACGCUCCUUUCACUCCGACUUCGAUAGCGAACAAUCCCACCAUCCAUCCCAGUCAAGUAGCGACAGAUGGGCAAAAUCCUAUUCCACACAACCUACAAUAUACUCAGCCACCUCCUCCAAGAGGCCGCCCCGAGUGCAUCAGAAUAUCCAAAAUGGAGGUCAUGAGGAGUCUUCCCGCUGCUUCUCGGACAUACAUCCCCAGGAGAGUCCACGGGCAUCGAUAGAAACGUAUGCCUCGACUGUACAGAGUGAGGAAGAUCUUCCACAGGAAAUACCAGCAUAUGAAGUACCGGAGUACACUGCACGGCCCUAUGAGCCCACAGCCAUCGCUGCGACCCCUUCGGACUUCUCGGAACUUUUCCCAUCCCAUCGCAGGCUCGCGAUCCGGCACGACGACUCCACCCUGGACGGCAACAUGAACCUUCGCUUGGACACCGAGGUGACCAUGCAUGGUGGACGACGAUGCGAUAUGACCCUGUUUCAUUUGCGCAUGCAUGAUCUGCGAGAUCGCGAGUUCUCUCUGCGUCGGUAUUGCAGAGACUCGGGUCGGGAAAUCUGUCAUUCUUCUCGUAAGCUUCAAAGACCUCCCACGCAAAAGCGGCCAGGUUUCCAACGCUCGCUCAGCAAUGCUUUGAGUAGUAUGAGGUCAAAGUCUGAACCGAAGAGUCCCACAAUUGGCAGUCUCAAGCGGAAUGACUCAGGCUAUGGCUCUGUCCACUCAGCCGUGGACCUUGAUUGUGAUGACCGGCUUCAAUCCUCUCAUAGUGCUCCGAAGCCGCAACCUGCAGCGGACCCCAACACAGUGAAGCUUGAGUUCUCCAAUUAUGCUCAACUUGACCUCAGGCGAACAGGACGGACGGGCAGCAAAAGGUACGAAUUUGAAUAUUGGGGAAGACAGUACUGCUGGAAAAAAGCCGUGCACAAGGAAGCCCAGUCCAAAGAUGUAUCAUAUCACCUGAUCAAGGCCGGGACGGAUCACGUUCUGGCGUAUAUCAUUCCCUCGCCGCUAACUCCCGCUCAAGCGGAAGAGGAGCAGAGCAAAGGAGGUUGGAUCCCGCCUUGCUCGAUGUGGAUUGCCGACGAGAGCAUCGUCCGUGGUCAGAAGGAUGUAGCCGAGUAAGUCCAACGUUGCAAAUGUGUUGCGAAGGCGCCAACUGACAAUUCCUGACAGUGUCAUUGUUGCUUCCGGCUUGGUAGCUCUCGUGGACGAUUCGAUCCGCGCGCGAUUCCACUCUCGCGAUUCACAGCCUCUCUUCAUCCCGAAACUUGGCGUCGAAUAUGUUGGCCCGAAACGUCUGAUCAACGAAAUGUUCAAGCGCGGGUAG